This is a messenger RNA of Phragmites australis (common reed), 1252 nucleotides long. Its product is annotated as MADS-box transcription factor 15-like. Gene Ontology annotation, molecular function: DNA-binding transcription factor activity, RNA polymerase II-specific; RNA polymerase II cis-regulatory region sequence-specific DNA binding; protein dimerization activity. Gene Ontology annotation, biological process: positive regulation of transcription by RNA polymerase II. Gene Ontology annotation, cellular component: nucleus. The coding region runs from base 23 to 985 and encodes 320 amino acids. The transcript has 8 exons. NCBI's taxonomy places the organism in Eukaryota, Viridiplantae, Streptophyta, Magnoliopsida, Poales, Poaceae. The record is from RefSeq and is a predicted model, not a curated record.
UGGGCCCGGUGGGUGUUGACCAAUGAGAGCUCGACAACAGCCAGAUGGAUCCCUCCCUCUUCUUCCCCUCAUCUCUCCUCUCCUCCUCUCCUUAAAGCUAGCUAGCCGCCUGCCUCGCCGGCGACCUAUCGCCUCCCAUCGAUCCUCUCCUCCGCCGUCGCCAGCACCAGCUGCAUCGGAGAAGCGGAAGAUGGGCCGCGGGAAGGUGCAGCUGAAGCGGAUAGAGAACAAGAUAAACCGGCAGGUGACCUUCUCCAAGCGCCGCAACGGCCUCCUCAAGAAGGCGCACGAGAUCUCCGUCCUCUGCGACGCCGAGGUCGCCGCCAUCGUCUUCUCCCCCAAGGGAAAGCUCUACGAGUACGCCACCGACUCGCGCAUGGACAAAAUUCUUGAACGUUAUGAGCGCUAUUCCUAUGCUGAAAAGGCUCUUAUUUCAGCUGAAUCUGAAAGUGAGGGAAAUUGGUGCCACGAAUACAGGAAAUUGAAGGCGAAGAUUGAGACCAUACAAAAAUGUCACAAGCACCUCAUGGGAGAGGAUCUUGAGUCUCUGAACCUCAAAGAACUCCAACAACUGGAGCAGCAGCUGGAGAGUUCAUUGAAGCACAUUAGAUCAAGAAAGAGCCACCUUAUGGUCGAGUCCAUUUCUGAGCUACAAAAAAGGGAGAGGUCGCUGCAGGAGGAAAACAAGGCCCUGCAGAAGGAACUGGCGGAGAGGCAGAAGGUGAUGAGGCAGCAGCAGGUGCAGUGGGACCAAGCCCAGACCCAGACUCAGGCCCAAGCCCAGACAAGCUCGUCAUCUUCCUCCUUCAUGAUGAGGCAGGAUCAGCAGGCACUUGCCCCUCCAUCAAACAUCUGCUACCCGCCGGUGACCAUGGGAGAGAGGAGCGACGAUGCCGCAGCGGCGGCGACGGGGCAGGCGCAAGCGCAAACGCAACUUCGCAUUGGUGGACUGCCGCCAUGGAUGCUGAGCCACCUCAAUGCUUGAGGAUGGCUAUCGUCGUCGCACGUCAACCUCCACCUUCACCAUGAUUGCCAUGCUUCCAUCGAUCUAAGUUCUAGCUCCAGUUAAUGGCAGUUAAGCUAUUAUUGUGAUAUUGCGCCCUACAUAUAUUACGAUUUGCAAGAAGGGUAACCAUUGUAUAAUCUUGCUCAGCAUUGUACCAACUUAUGCAUGCAUGCUCGUACCAACUUAUGCAUGCAUGCUUGCUCGUUGCGUAGUAGUAAUCAAUCAGAAUCGGUUGCCCUUGGAUCA